AUGUACAGCCAGAAGCCCUACACCAGCCCGCCCACCGGCUACGGCCCCCCCGGCGACGGCUACGGCUACGACAUCCACUCGCCCCCCCAAGGCUCCUUCUACGUUGAGGACGUGCCGCAGUAUUUUUACAAGUGGAACUCUCCGCCCGGCGUGGUGAGGAUCCUGGAGGCCCUGGUCGUCCUGCUCUGCGUCACCAUCUUCGCCUGCGUAGCCUCCACGCUGGCCUGGGAAUAUAGCUACGGCUACGGGGGGAUGUACGGGAGCGGGCUAGGGAGCUACUACGGGUCUGGCUAUUAUAGUGGAGGGAUGGGCUACGGGGGCUACGGGGGCUAUGGUGGAUACGGCGGCUAUGGAGGCUACUAUGGCGGGAUGACCAACCCGCGGGCAGCCAGCGGCUUCAUGAUCGCCAUGUCGGUCUUGUGCUUCAUCGCGCUGCUGGGGUUCUUCGUGGCCAGCGUCACCAAGUCCAGCAGCGCCCGCUCCCGCAGGUUUUACCUGGCGGUCAUCGUGGUGUGCGCCAUCCUGGCCUUCGUCAUGCUCAUCGCCUCCAUCGUCUACAUCAUGGGCGUCAACCCCCGGGCACAAAUGACCGGCAGCUACUACUACAGCCCCAUGCUGACCAUGUGCAACCAGAUGUACUCCUCCGGUGGAGCCUACAUGAACCAGUACCUCUACCAUUACUGCACCGUGGACCCCCAGGAGGCCAUCGCCAUUGUCUGUGGGUUCUUCAUUGUCAUUCUUCUCUGCGUGAUUUGCUUCUUUGCUCACAAGACGCGCCACAAGAUCUGGAAGUUUGGGAAGCCCAAUAUCUACUGGGACAAGCCACUCGCCUUCCAGGAGGGCCCCAACGUGGAGGAGUGGGUGAAGAACGUUGCCGAGGGCGCCAGCAUGCAGGAUGAGACGGCCACGCUGGCCUACUCCGAGAAGCCAAUCAGCCCCGUCAAUGCCCCGGCUAGCGCCUACGGCUACCCGCGCAAGGAGAACGGCUACUAUGCCUCCGAGGCCUACAACCCCAGCAGCUCUCCUGCCCGUGUGGUCAGCGAGCCGCCCGCCAGGACCUUCAGCACCAGCACGCUGGAGGAGAGGGGGAGGGAGAGCUCCAGCAGGCCCGCCGCCCGGCGUGGGAGGAGAAGGAGGCGCAACCCCGAGCUGGACGAGUCCCAGUAUGAGACGGACUACACCACAGCCAUGGAGUCCAGCGACGAGCGGGACAAGAACGAGUGGGGCAGCGUGUACCCCCCCAUCACCUCGGAUGGCAUUCGCCAGGAAUACAAGCAGGAGUUCGACGCCGACCUCAAGCACUACAAGCAGCUGUGCGCCGAGAUGGACGACAUCAACGACCAGCUGAACCAGCUCAGCAAGCAGCUGGACGGCUUGUCGGAGGACAGCCCGCAGUACCAGGGAGUCGCCGAGGAAUACAACCGGCUGAAAGAUUUAAAACGGACUCCUGAUUAUCAGACAAAGAAAAUGGAGAGCAAAGCUCUGCGGAACAAGCUGUUCCACAUCAAACGCAUGGUGAGCGACUACGAUAAGAUGAGAGGGUAG
Emys orbicularis (European pond turtle) is the source of this 1545-nucleotide messenger RNA. Its product is annotated as occludin-like. Lineage: Eukaryota; Metazoa; Chordata; Testudines; Emydidae. The record is from RefSeq and is a predicted model, not a curated record. Gene Ontology annotation, cellular component: membrane; bicellular tight junction; transcription elongation factor complex. The transcript has 7 exons. Gene Ontology annotation, biological process: bicellular tight junction assembly; snRNA transcription by RNA polymerase II; positive regulation of transcription elongation by RNA polymerase II. The coding region runs from base 1 to 1545 and encodes 514 amino acids. Gene Ontology annotation, molecular function: cis-regulatory region sequence-specific DNA binding.